AUGUCAACUCCAAUUAAUCCAGAGAAUGUCUCAAAGAGUGGUACAUUUAGAAGGGGCCCAAAUAGAACUAAAUCUACAGUAUCUAUUUUUCAAGCAUUCGAUAAUCCAGAUCAAAAAACAUUAAAAACAGCUCAACAAAAAUUAUAUAAUAUACCAUCACAAAAAUCAGAAGAUUAUUUACAAAAGGUUAAACCAAGAGAAACAACAGGUGAACCAGUAUUUUUUAGUGGUGAUGGUGUAUUUUAUGAUAUAAAUUAUGUACCAGUAUUUACACAUAAAUUACCAGAAAAAGGUAGUUUAAAUAAUAAUAAUAACAAUAGUAAUAAUAAUCAAACAGGUAGUUCAGCAUCAGCAGAUAAUAUAGAAUCAAAUGAUACAGAGAAUAAUGAAAAUGGUAAAGAAAAAGAAGAGGAUGAUGAUGAGGAGGAUGAGGAUGAAGAAGAGGAAGAAACUUUACAAGAACAAUUAGUUCAUCUUUAUAAUUCAAUUCCACAAAUUGAUGAAUUUGAAAACUUUUUCGAUUAUGAACAAGCAUUUUUAGAUUGGAAAUAUGCUGUUGAUCAAAUUUUUGACAGAACUCGUUUACCAGUAAUCACUGGUCGUGCUUAUUAUCGUCCAAAAUUAUCAGAUUUUCAAAAAAUGUAUAGAGGAACUUCAACAUUUGGUGAUUAUAGACCUUCAGUUUCAAGUUUUUCAAUUGAAGGUGGUAGUGGUAGUAUUGGUGGUGAUGGUGAUGAAAAAAGUGAUCCAUUAAAUAGUGAAAUUGAAGAUGAUACAGCAGAACAUAAUUAUAAUGAAUUUAGUUUAUUAAAAGAUCAAUUAGAGAGUUCAAGUGAACCAUGGGAUAGUUUAUUGAUACCACAAGAACCACAACCAAUCGAUUAUAAUACAUUUGAAGAGUAUGAUGAUGCAUUGAUGAGAUGGGCAUCAAUUUGUUCACAAUUACCAGUAUUCCCACCACAUCCAUCACAAUUGAAAGAUUUAAUACCAAUUCAAUCGAUUGCAGAAUCACAAAUGAAUAAUAUUGGUGAUAUUAUAGUUGAACAACGUUCGAAAUCACAAAGAGAUGCAGAUGGGUCCAAUUCAUUGGCAAAUCAGUCGGUUAUUAAAUCUGGUCUUUAUGAGAUGGUGUUUAUGGAUUUACAAUUACCUUCAUCCAAUUUAACACGUCAACAAGAUCAACAAAAGAAAUUAGAGAUUGAGUUGGAGGAGAAGGAGCAAAAGAGAAAGUUACAAUCACAAUUGAAUGAUUUGAUCGCUCGUAACAAUAGUAGAGUUUCACCAGCCAUUUCAACCAAACCAAUGAUAACGGUGGAUCAAGAUACAAAACAACGUAUUCAACAAGUUAUACAACAGCUAUUGGACAAGAGGGAGAAGGCAUGGAGAGAGACCGGCGAGAGACAGAUGAUAGCGGGUGGUCAAGAGCAAACUUUAAUCUCUCGUACCUACGUUGCACCAUUCAUUGCCAAAAUACAUGGCACUCACGAUUCGUCGGCAUUGCUAUCGUCAACUCAACAACAAUCAAUAUUCAACUCAAAGAAUGAUGCUUUGAGAAGAACAGAUUUAACAUCGAAACAAAUUCAUGACAAUUAUGAUUGCCCAACUCGUGUUUGUGGCAUGCCUGUGAAAUUCUUGGUGCCCCAUUACGACCUUGUUUUCGAGCCAACCAAAUGUAUACCCGAUUCAGUGUAUCAACAGAAUUUAAUUCAACAAUUAAAGGUGUUCCAUUAUGGUGGCAGACAUAACCAACUCUACAGCUGGUAUCAUCCAAUGGUGCCACCUGAAGAACACCAAAAACAUAAGGAGGAGAUCGAUUUCAUCAUUAUGUCUCAACAAAGAAUCACCAAAGAUAAAUUAAACAUUCAAAAUAUCUCUGAUAUACUCUAUGGUGAUAUGUAUUUAGAUAAGUUCUCUGACCUAUUGGAUUCGUCAUUUAGUGAGGAUUUCGAUGGUGGUAAAUCUUAUGCAACCGUAAUCACCAAAUCAAUCACACCCGACAAUAUUCAAGAUCUAUUGGCAUUGUUGGAGCAAAGUAAAUCACCAUUGUUUCAUGCUAAACUUAGUUUCUUGGUUAUGAAUUUCUUUAGUGGUAAUAAAGGUUCAAACAUUUUAGAGAAACUAAUUGCCAAUAGGGAUGUCAAGAAUCUUUCAUUGCUCACCUACUCUUUCGAUUUCAUUACAGAGGUACCAACCGAACUAAUUCCAUGGUCUGAUGAAACCAAUCUUUUGGUUAAAUCAAUAUUGGGUGAUUCAAUUGAGGUACUUUGGAAAUUGAUAUUUUGCUAUUACUAUCUAAAUGUGAUUGGCAAGGUAUUGGAUAUUCAUGUACAUCUUUAUUAUUCAAAAUCAAUUAUCAAUCAAAGUAAAGUUUCAAUCACUCAUUCAAUUGCAACUCUACUUCAAACAAAUACACCAAACAUUUUGGAUAAGAUUUUCACUGGUAUCAGUCAUCGUAGUAAAACCGUAUCCUCAUUUUGUUUGUUCAUUCUAUUGCAAUUGAUGAGUAAUCAAGAGGGUUUGGCUGUACAUAAUUGUUUGAAAGCAGAGAAUUCCAAUCUUUAUGGUCGUGUAAAGAAGAUUUGUGAUAGUAAAUUAAAACAUGUUCAAUUUGCUGCAAGAAGAUUAUUCUCUGUAUUUGCCAAAGCUCCUUGGGUUGAUUUCGUCUAUAAAGAGUAUAAUAAAGAUCCAGAGCAAUGUUUAUCAGUUUGUGAUUUCAUUGGUAAUGACGAGAAGAAACCUUCGUCAUUACUUUUGGAAAUGUUAUUGGAAUUCUUUACAACAUCAUUAGAUCGUACGAUUGAGGCUGCAACUGCAUCAUUACCAAUUUCAAACACUUCUUCAUCCUCCUCACCAUCUUCAUUAUCAUCGUCGAUGGGUGGUGGUAGUGGUGGCAGUAUGAUGGGUGGUGGCAGUGGCGGUGGUGGCAGUAUGAUGGGCGGCAGUGGUAGUAGUAUGGGCAGUCUAAUGAAUAACACACCACCAUUAUCACCAGUUGGUUCACCACCAGUCUCAAUGUCAAGUAGCUUUGGUGGUAACACUCCAAAUAUAACAAUUGGUAUUAAAAAUAAAUUUAGUUUUGUAUUGGAUGGUGCAUUAUUCCAUCAUUUAUUAGCUCAUAUCAUAAAGAAUAGUAAAGUUUCAAGUUAUCAAAUGUAUGUAAUCUCGGCACUUUUAUCGAAAUUGGCAAAGACUCACUUUAAGUUGGGUACAAUUCAAGUUAAUCAAAAUUCAGUUAAAACCAGUCAAAAGAAAUGGGGUCAUCCAAUGUUGUCACUCUCACCAAUCGAUAUUCGUAAUAUGAGUAGUAAAAUGAAUGAUCCAGUUCCAGGUCAAUAUCAAUAUCCAAUUAAAUCAAAUAUGUUAUCAACGAUUCGUUCCUUAUUGAAAUUCUCAAUGGUAUUCGAUGUCGUAAAGAAAGAGGAUGAUUUCUACACUCGUCUAUUGGUAUUCUGUAAAGAUGGUGUCUCUGCAGAAUUCAAUCGUCAAGCUUGGUGUUUACUCUAUCAAAUAAUGAGACAUCAUAUCGGUACCAUAGAAUCAUUGAUAAAGGAUAAUAUAUUAUCAGGUUUCUUAGAGAUGAUGGGUACAUCCUCUCAUCCAACCGUAAUUUGCCACAGUUUACAUUAUAUCACUAAAAUGUUUAACAUUGCAGAGAUUGAAACAAAGAAUCCAAAACGUACUAAAAACGAUGCAAAAAUCAUUGAAAAAGAUAAUAAAUUACUCAAUAGUCUAUUCAAAGAUAAAACUUUAUUCAUUAAAGUUCAUAUGAUUUACAAGAAAUAUAAACCUGAAAUGUCUGGUGUUAGUUCAAAAGAAAGUAAUAAUAAUAAUAAUAGUAACAAUAGUAAUAAUAAUAACAAUAAUAAUAAUAAUAAUAAUAAUAAUAAUUCAACCAUUUCACAACAAAACAAAGGAAAACUUGUUGAUAGAAGUGAAACUGUUAAUAAGUUUGGUUUGGCUUUCAUUGAAUUGGCUAAAUUUUAUUAUCUUUUAAAUACUUCUCCACAUUGUGCAAAACUUUUAAAAGAUACACUCAAAAAGGAAGAAUACAAAGAAGGUCUUCGUGAUCUCUAUGAAAUGUUUUUAUCAAAAGAACAACUCAUCUCAAAUAAUACUCCAAAUAGUGGUACCACUAGUGUUAAACAAAAUUCAACUGGUUCAACUCCAAAUAAUGGUUCUCCUGUUAUUACACCUUCUUCAAGUACUAAAAAUGAACAAAGUGGUAGUCGUAGUAUAUUUGGUAAAAUUGCUACAAAAUAUUCAAGUUUUUCAUCAAAAUAA
Dictyostelium discoideum AX4 is the source of this 4281-nucleotide messenger RNA. RefSeq lists its product as hypothetical. Lineage: Eukaryota; Evosea; Eumycetozoa; Dictyosteliales; Dictyosteliaceae. The transcript has 3 exons. The coding region runs from base 1 to 4281 and encodes 1426 amino acids. The record is from RefSeq and is a predicted model, not a curated record.